GUAACAUACACAUACCUGACUGGUUCCGUUUGUCAGAGCAGAUAUUUCCCUUAAUACGUUUUAGUCUGUUAAAGUGGUAACGUGUUAAGGUAUUUUCCGCCAUGGUCGUCGCGAUGCUGCUUGUGCUGAUGUUGGUGGCUGUGACGCCAGUGCGGCCUCUGUCGUUCAUGGACGAGUCACAAUUUGGAGUAUCAGAUGUCGUAGAUCUCAUUGCGGUUGCGCACACACGGCAGAAGCGAAGCGUUGCCGGACUUCCGGGUUCACUAAGUUUCCGGUUUAAACUGGACGACUCGAUCAUCACAUUGAACAUGACCCGAAGUGCACGCGAUAUGGAGUCUAUUCCUGUUUACAUCAGACACAAAGGGGAGAGAACUCGGCAGGAUAAUUUGUCGAAGAAUGAAAACGUGGCAAUCUACCAAGACCCUUCUCGUGGCUCGGCCCUCAUCGUGUCGCGGACAGGUGACGGUGGGUACCAGGCAGCGGGAACAUUCCAUCACAAGGAUAAACUCUUCAAGAUUUGGCCACAGAGACACCAAGUAGACAAACGGAGUGCUCAGUUUGGUCCCAAUCGCCACGAACUGCGCCCUGUCAAGCAUUAUGACCUUUCCCACGACGCUCGUGCUGUCCCAAGUAACUUCCUCACCAGCCAGCGUGGUAGAAGAAGUGUACGCAGUCAGCAGGGGGACAUCUCAAGAGAUCAAACCCUCCUCCACCGUCACCGACGUCAGGCCACACAGUACUACGUUGAUCUCGGCAUCUACUCCGACUUCUCCGACUAUUCUUUUUUUUUGACGGAAGCGGCUAAUGACGCCACCGCCGCCAUGUCAUUAAUGAGAAUCUACUACGCCUUUAUUGAGGAGUCGAUUCAACUGCGCUACACCACAAUUAACCAACAGGACGCUUCCAUCAUCGUCAACACCUGGACCAGCUUCCUCGACGUUGCAACAACUCCUUCAGAUUCGCCAUGGACAGAAACUAUCAAAACUGGGAAUUUAGUUGAAGACGAUGCCGCCCUCAACCUUUUCAGCAACUUUAUCACAAACACUGGCGCCAGUGGCACCGCCUCCCAUUUUAUGGCCUUCACAAGACUUAACCUUCAGGACAACGGGAACACCAACGUAGCAGGAAUUGCUAACCUUAAUGCUGUGUGUUUGGACAUCGGAGUUUCCUUGAACGAAAACACAUUUGAUGGUUUCACGGGCGCUAUAGCUUCCCAUGAACUCGGCCACAGCUUGAGUGCCCGCCACGACUCCCUUGUUGGCUGCAACGACGCUGACAACUUCGUUAUGACGGCGAUCCUUAACUUCCCUACCCUCCCCAAUCCUGGCAAUCUUUGGUCAUUCUCCACUUGUUCUGUCACGGCCAUCAGGAGCUACCUGACAUCGCCGCAGGCCGCCUGCACUCUCACACCGAACCCUGGGGGAUCUGUUCUCCCCACCAAUGGGCUGCGGGCAGGCCAGGUCACCAACGCUGACGCACAGUGCGCACGCAUCGUCGGGACUGGGUCGAGGUUCUGCCGGACGUUCUAUCAGUCGGGUACCCUCUUCGACGCAAUGUGUCAAACUCUGUACUGCUCCGGCACCGAUGGCAACGUCAACUCCUGCACCCUUGAGCUGGCGGCGGAACAAACGUCAUGUGGCAGUAUGAAGUGGUGUGAUCGUGGAGCGUGUGUCAGCAAUGCCGCCGCCCCUGCAACAGCACCGAGCUGUCCUCAGGGUGAUGACCCCGCAUUUGGCUGCCAGGCCGGACAGUGUGGAGCGUACACCGCCUCUCAACUGCUGCUCUGCUGUGCUACAUGCGCAACACCAACAACUACAUCCACAACAACCACAGCAACGACUACUGCCACAACAACGACAACAGCAACCACCUUCCCUGCAACAGAUACAGCAUCAUCAACAACGAGUACAACCACAACGACAACAACAACCACCUUCCCUGCAACAGAUACAGCAUCAUCAUCAACGAGUACAGCCACAACAACGACAACACCAACAACCACCUUCCCUGCAACAGAUACAGCAUCAUCAUCAACGAGUACAGCCACAACAACGACAACACCAACUGAGGCAUCGACAACUUCAUCAACAACACUCACAUCAACAACAGACGGUCAAACUACACCAUUUACUCCGGUAACCACUGUUGUGAGAUUCAUCAUUCUGGUUUUCUAGAAGACGCCAACAGGGAAGCACUGCGGUGGACGUUGUAACGGAGAAAUAUACGAUUGGUUUCACUGUGGUGGACGUCUUAACGGGAAAAUAUACGUUGGAUUUCACUGCGGUGGACGUUUUAACGGGGAAAUAUACGUUGGAUUUCACUGAGGUGGACGUUGUAACGGGGAAAUGUAGGAACGGUUUCACUGAGGUGGACGUUGUAACGGGAAAAUUAACGAUGGGUUUCACUGAGGUGGACGUUGUAACGGGAAAAUUAACGAUGGGUUUCACUGAGGUGGACGUUGUAACGGGGAAAUGUACGAUGGGUUUCACUGAGGUGGACGUUGUAACGGGAAAAUUAACGAUGGGUUUCACUGAGGUGGACGUUGUAACGGGGAAAUGUACGAUGGGUUUCACUGAGGUGGACGUUGUAACGGGGAAAUGUACGAUGGGUUUCACUGAGGUGGACGUUGUAACGGGGAAAUGUACGAUGGGUUUCACUGAGGUGGACGUUGUAACGGGAAAAUUAACGAUGGGUUUCACUGAGGUGGACGUUGUAACGGGGAAAUGUACGAACGGUUUCACUGCGGUGGGCGUUGUAACGGGAAAAUUAACGAUGGGUUUCACUGAGGUGGACGUUGUAACGGAGAAAAAAACGUUGGGUUUCAAUGCGGUGGACGUUGUAACGGGGAAAUUUACGACCGGUUUCACUUCAGUAUCCAUAUGUUGAGGCUCUACAAUUCGAGGUUGUCCAUCAGUAAAGCCCUACUUGCCGGCUUACGUUGACGAGCAAACACUGCUGAUCACUUACUGUAAAUGUAAAAACAAGCAUGUAAUAAAUCCUGUGAAGCCCAAAUAUUGCCCUGUUAAAGAGUAUAAAACACAACUGUCACACAUUAUAUCUUCGUGGAUUAC
This is a messenger RNA of Haliotis rufescens (red abalone), 3071 nucleotides long. RefSeq names its product mucin-5AC-like. The transcript is spliced from 15 exons. Gene Ontology annotation, molecular function: metalloendopeptidase activity. Gene Ontology annotation, biological process: proteolysis. The record is from RefSeq and is a predicted model, not a curated record. Bases 102 to 2174 code for a protein of 690 amino acids. Lineage: Eukaryota; Metazoa; Mollusca; Gastropoda; Lepetellida; Haliotidae.